Molecule: messenger RNA, 1761 nt
Organism: Aegilops tauschii subsp. strangulata
Lineage: Eukaryota; Viridiplantae; Streptophyta; Magnoliopsida; Poales; Poaceae
Source: RefSeq, a predicted model, not a curated record
CUUCCUCAAUCCACACACACACAAGGCGCACUCAGCACCAUACGUGACCCAGCGCCGUUUGCACGGCCAUGGAUUCACCGCUUCUGGUGGCCGCGCUGUCGUCGCUGCUCCUCCUCCUAGCCCUGUACCUGCUCGGCGGCAAGAGGCGGCGCCGGAGCUACCCGCCCGUGGCCGGUGCCAUGCUCCAGCAGCUGCUUCACUGGGGCCGGCUGCCGGAGUACAUGACGGAGCUCUCCCGCAGGUACGGCACCUUCCGCAUGCUCACCCUGACCUGCAACUGGGUCUACACCGUCGACCCGGCCAACGUGGAGCACAUCCUCCGGACCAACUUCGCCAACUACGGCAAGGGGCCGAUGACCCACGGCGUGCUGGAGGACCUCCUCGGCGACGGGAUAUUCAACGUCGACGGCGCCAAGUGGCGGCACCAGCGGAAGGUCGCCAGCUUUGAGUUCACCACCCGGGCGCUCCGCGAGUACAGCAGUGGCGUGUUCCGCGACAUGGCCGCCGAGCUCGCGGGCAUCGUGGCCGCCGCCGCGGCCGCCGGGGAGAGGCUGGACAUGGAGAAUCUGUUCAUGCGGUCGACGCUGGACUCGAUCUUCACGGUUGGGUUCGGGGUCAACCUGGGCGCGCUCUCCGGAUCCAACAAGAAGGGCGCGGCGUUCGCCAGGGCGUUCGACGACGCCAGCGAGCAGGUGCUGUACCGGUUCUUGGACCCGCUCUGGAAGGCCAAGAGGCUCCUCGGCGUCUUGUCGGAGGCGGCCAUGAAGCGGUCGGUGCGCACCAUCAAUGACUUUGUGUACGCCGUCAUCGACAAGAAGAUCGAGCAGAUGGGCAGAGAUGCCAAGAAAGGGGACAUACUGUCGAGGUUCCUGGUGGAGAGGGAGAAAGACCCCGGCUGCUUCGACAACAAGUACCUGCGGGACAUCAUACUCAACUUUGUGAUCGCCGGCCGCGACACCACGGCGGGGACGCUGUCGUGGUUCCUCUACGUGCUCUGCAGAGACCAGCGCAUCCAGGACAAGAUCGCGCGGGAGGUGCGGGAGGCCACCAUCGGCGACCACCAGGACGCGGGAUGCGUGCAAGAGUUCACGGCGUGCCUGACCGAAGACGCCAUCGGCAGCAUGCACUACCUCCACGCCGCGCUCACGGAGACCCUCCGGCUGUACCCGGCGGUGCCCACCGACGUCAAGUGCUGCUUCUCGGAUGACACGUUGCCGGACGGGCACGCCGUGAGGAGAGGGGACAUGGUGAACUACCAGCCCUACGCGAUGGGCCGGAUGAAGUUCCUGUGGGGCGACGACGCCGAGGAGUUCAGGCCGGAGAGGUGGCUCGACGACGACGGCGUGUUCGUCCCGGAGAGCCCCUACAAGUUCACGGCUUUCCAGGCGGGGCCUCGGAUCUGCUUGGGAAAGGAGUUCGCUUACAGGCAGAUGAAGAUAUUUGCGGCAGUUCUUCUGUACCUCUUCAGGUUUGAGAUGUGGGAGCACGACUCGAGGGUGGGGCACCGCCCGAUGCUCACGCUCAAAAUGGACGGCCCGCUCUAUGUUCGUGCGUCUCCCCGGCGAUCAACCGGGAACUAGCGUGCUGGCUACUAUAAGAACUAGAAGAUGCCAUGCACGUUGCUGCGGAACCAUUUUCGACAAUCAUUGUGUUAUAUAAAGAAUCAGCAAAAAAGAAAAGGAUACUAAUAUAAACUUGAUGGGCUAUGUAAUCUAGCAUGAUGUCACCAAGAUAAAGCAAUGAUUCAGACCAUGUUGAGUA